AUGGUAAGCAUCGGCGCCGCCCAAGGACACUCGAAACAGCAGAGUUUUUACAAAAAGAUGCGGCCCAGGAUAUUUAUAACAGCUUUAACAAUUACGUUACUAUUCACAUACUGCGAUGCAUACCAACAUUGGUUUCGAAGAAAAUCCAGCAUGGAAACUGAACAAAGAAGUAUGGCGUCUGCAGUGAUGGACUAUUUAGACAUGGUAUAUCCAAAAGAUGACUAUGAAUCCAGAAUGUUGAAGUGGGUAUUUUCCAUACUCACAGACAAUGAAAGUUUUCUUGGUGGACUGAUGGAACUUAUGAUGUAAUUUAGACCUAAUAUCUACACUUCUACAGACGUCAUAAUGUCGAAUGAAUGCAACAUACAAAUGGCGCUAAGAGGAUUUGUAUGACGAGCGGCUAACGCGACGGUGCCGCUCCGUAGAUACCCUUUUGUUUGUUACUACACAAAUGCAAGCGUUCGCCCAACAAGCAUCAAUUGACGAAACAUGUGUUGCAGUUUACGUUGUACGUAGACAACACGCCUAAUAAUCCCAAGUGCCCCAAAAAUGCAAUAAGUAGUCAUGUCGAAACAUAUGCAAAAACUUAUUGCCUUUUUUCUGAUUGUGAUAAUUAUUUAUUGUACUGUUCAGGAAGAACAUAAUUCUACUACAGCUGUUUCAAUUAAUGUAGGUUUACUACAAACAAUACCCGUUGAACUUAAUUUAUUGUUUAUUUAUUUAACUGUUCACAAAAACAUGUAUGUUAAUGCCAUUCAAACUGCUUAUAUAAAAUGAAUAAUGUAUUUCACGGGAAGUUCACAGUUCUUGUCGAAACGAAUUUUCAUAUAAAGUAAUGUCGUGAGCAACAGCUAGUGUUUUAAUAGGUAUUUUAGUAAUAGUACAAAUAUUGUAAUAAUAAUCAAUUAUUACUACCAAUUUCAAUAACCUAUAUGAAACCAAUCAGUUUAGUUCAGUAUAUCUGUGGCUAAGCGUAAAGCAAAGCGAUUUUUGACAUCAGUUGUAUGGAGUUUCUAUCAAAAUAUGUUAUGUGUUAUGUUAUAAUAAUGAUAAAUAAAAAAGCUAUUUUUAACAUUUAUUGCCCAAUAUAGAAUUUGCUCAUAUCAAAUAGCAAUAAAUUAACUUUUGACAACUACAAGUUAUUGUACAUACAAAUAACACCUUCAGUUACUUAGCGACAUCUGGUGACUACAAAACGAUAGUCAUCAUUGUAAAGUCAUAAUUUGUUUUUUAAUGUAUACGUCACUAGAUGU
Messenger RNA from Spodoptera littoralis (African cotton leafworm), 1253 nucleotides. NCBI's taxonomy places the organism in Eukaryota, Metazoa, Arthropoda, Insecta, Lepidoptera, Noctuidae. The record is from the annotation of a GenBank genome assembly.